ACGUUUCGCUUCUUGUUUCCUUUUUUGGGUGCUGUCAAGAUGGCGGAUCGUAGGAGGCAGCGCGCUUCGCAGGAUAGCAGCGAGGAGGAUGAGUCCGACUCGCCGCCUGGAAGCGCAGGUUCUUCCCCACGCAGCGGCAGUCACCGCUUUGGCUUAGCCGGAGCGGCAGGCAACGGGGGUGCUACUGCUGGUACUGAAAACGUGGAGGCGCCGGUGACGGUGGGAGGUAGCCCGGCCGACUCGGAGUGUGAAAGUGAAGAUGGCAUAGAAGGAGAUGCUGUACUCUCUGACUAUGAAAGUGCUGAGGACUCUGAGGCUGAGGAGGGAGAAUACAGUGAAGAGGAAACAACUAAAGUGGACUUAAAGCGGGACAGAAAUGACACUGAAUUGAGAACAAAAGCAGAUAAAGGGGAUGAGAAACCAGAAUCAAAAGGCACAGUCGCAGGUGAAAGGCAGAGUGGGGAUGGGCAGGAAAGCACUGAACAAGUUGAAAAUAAGGUUGGUAAAAAACUUCCUAAGCACCUAGAUGAUGAUGAAGACCGGAAGAACCCAGCAUACAUACCUCGUAAAGGUCUCUUCUUUGAGCAUGACCUCCGUGGACAGACUCAGGAAGAGGAAGUCCGACCUAAGGGUCGUCAGCGUAAGUUGUGGAAAGAUGAGGGACGGUGGGAACAUGACAAGUUUCGAGAAGAUGAGCAAGCACCAAAAACCAGACAAGAACUGAUUGCUCUUUAUGGAUACGAUAUCCGCUCUGCACACAACCCUGAUGACAUCAAGCCCAGGAGGGUGCGCAAACCAAGAUUUGGGAGUCCACCACAAAGAGAAUCCAAUUGGUCCAGUGAACGGCCAAAUAAGCCACCACGACACCAGAGUCUAGACAGUACUUCUGUGGCACCUCGGACAUUCAUUAAUCGAAACUCAGCGGGGACAGGACGAAUGGCUACUCCAAGGGCUUUCCCCAAACCCAGUGGCUAUAAAGAAACUCGCCCAAGCUAUCGAGCUGUGGAUGUAAAUAGUCAACAUGCACCUCGCUUCAAUGAACAGUCAAAGCCUGAGAGCGGUUACCGGGCCAGACGAUCAGAUCCAAUCCCAGCACGGGAGCCUUCUCCAAAGUCUGAGAUGCCACAUAUUCAAAACAGCCCUGUUAAAAAAGAAGAAGUUGUUUUGGAAAAUCAAACUCCACCUGCAGAUGUUCUACAGACACAACCAGAUAGGCCUGUGGAAAAAAAAUCCUAUUCCCGGGCAAGGAGGAGCCGAAACAAAGCAGGCGAGACAGGAAAAUUGGCAGAUGAAGUUCCACCUCCAUCAGGGUUGAUACCAGCACCAUUAAAAACUGCUGAUAUUAUACCAUCCCCUUCUCCAGCAAAGACUGGUAAUUGGGAGGUGCCUGUUGAGGCAAAUCUGGAUGGUAUUGAGCAAGACAUGACUCAGUUGAAUAUAACAGAACAAAACUGGAAUCAAGGGCAACCCCAGUUCAUACAACCACAGGGUAUGCCUAAUCAGAUGCACAUUGGAGCAGCCCCACCCCCUCAGUUCAACAGAAUAGAAGAUAUGGGAGUUCAAGGUGGGCGUGCAAAGCGCUACUCAUCACAGCGUCAGAGGCCUGUCCCAGAGCCUGCUCCACCAGUCCACAUAAGCAUAAUGGAAGGGCAUUACUAUGACACUUUACAGUUCCAAGGUCCAAUUUAUACACACGGUGAAAAUCCUACCCCACUUCCUCCCCAAGGGGUGAUUGUUCAACCAGAAAUGCAUCUCCCACAUCCAGGAUUACAUCCACAUCAGACACCUGCACCUUUGGCUAACCCUGGCUUAUAUCCUCCUCCGGUCUCCAUGCCCCCUGGACAGCAGCCACCACCACCACCACCACCACAACAAUUGUUAGCACCAACCUACUUCUCCCCUCCUCCUGGAGUAAUGAAUUUUGGCAAUCCCAGUUACCCCUACCCUCCAGGAGCACUUCCACCUCCCCCACCUCCCCAUCUGUAUCCUAACACUCAAGCCCAGUCUCAGGUGUAUGGAGGGGUCACCUAUUACAACACAGUCCAGCAACAAGUCCAGCCCAAACCUUCACCACCACGAAGAACCUCCCAGCCAGUCACCAUCAAGCCACCCCCUCCUGAGGAUGGCAGAAAUGAAAAAUCCAAAGAAAGGAACAACAUUUAGAAAAUUCUGCAUCUUGCUGAUUUCAGUAGAGUACCAGAGCUGGCCCUGUGGAAGACAGAAGACAGCUCCUUCGUGGAAUCUCUCCUCUCUUUUCCCUUGGUAAUGGACGAUCCGCAUGGGGGCAGAUACUUCUGCUAGGCCAGGCCAUAUCAGUAUCAAAACUGAGGCAAGAUAUCUGUCAGAAGGGUACCA
Python bivittatus (Burmese python) is the source of this 2355-nucleotide messenger RNA. It is a transcript of the gene CASC3, whose product is annotated as CASC3 exon junction complex subunit. Gene Ontology annotation, biological process: mRNA processing. NCBI's taxonomy places the organism in Eukaryota, Metazoa, Chordata, Lepidosauria, Squamata, Pythonidae. Gene Ontology annotation, cellular component: exon-exon junction complex. Gene Ontology annotation, molecular function: mRNA binding. The record is from RefSeq and is a predicted model, not a curated record.